Melanotaenia boesemani (Boeseman's rainbowfish) is the source of this 1298-nucleotide messenger RNA. RefSeq names its product coiled-coil domain-containing protein 89. NCBI's taxonomy places the organism in Eukaryota, Metazoa, Chordata, Actinopteri, Atheriniformes, Melanotaeniidae. The transcript has 7 exons. The record is from RefSeq and is a predicted model, not a curated record. Bases 130 to 1182 code for a protein of 350 amino acids.
UGGUUGCUAACAGCGACCGAGCAACUGAAACUUCGCGAGGAUUUUUCAAGUAAAAAGUGAAAUCCAGCUUUGGGGGUGAAAUUGCUCCAGCUUGUUAGCAAAAGAGUUUGUUCGUGGCAUAUAUUCAUAAUGACAACGACUCCACAGAAAAAUGCUGAAGACGUCUUGAAAGGGGACGACAGCAGUCUGGAGCACACAGACAAUAUUCGGAAGUUGCCUGGGAAUCCCAUUGAAGACUUAGCAGAGAGGAUGCAGCAGUCCAGGGUAGAAGAACAAUCUGCUUUGAUCUCUAUGCUGAAGCACAGAGCAGAUGAGACGCUUCUACGAUAUCAAGCCUUACAGAAAAUCAACACUGAGCUUGAAGACCAAGUAACUCACUGCCAAAAAGAACUGGGCGUUGAAAGAAAGAGAGCAGAGAUAUUUGAACAAAGAUUUAACGAUUUAGCUGCCAACAAUCAAGCAAUCAUUUCUUUCAUGAUGGAGCACAAAAAACAAAAUGCCCAGUUAAAGCUGGAAAACAAACAACUACAGUCAGAAAACAAUUCACUUUUUUCCCAAAAGUUACAUGAGAGAGAAGAGUUAGUUGAAAAACUCACACAAGAACUCAAACUGCUGAGAGAGAAAUAUGUAAACGCUGAAAAUGAAUACAGGGUGAAAUUAGCAGGAUGCGAAUCAAAACUUAAAGAACAAGCAGCUCAGUAUGAAGCCAAGGAGGCACCACUACGCUAUCAGUUGCAUGAUGCUCAACAACAACAUGCAGAUGCUGUGGAAAUGUGCAAAGAUUUGAAGCUGAAACUCGAAGAUGCAAAAGAACAGCAAGCUUUGAAAGAAAUCAGCAUAAAGGAAGACAUAGCAAGCCUCACCAAAGAGAAGGACAUCUUACUGAGUCUUUCAAUGGAAAGAGGCAAAGUAAUACAGGAGAAGCAAGCGGAAAUCCAGCAGCUGGAGGCAAAAUGGAGAGAAGACAGAAAAGCCCGGAUUGAAGCACAAGACAGGUUUAAACUGGAGGCAGAAGCAGUGAACGCAGAUGCAAGAGUGAAGCCCCUCCAGGCUGCUCUCAAGGAAACCAUGACAAAGCUUCAGAAUCUAAACAAGGAUUUUGAUGCUUUCAAGGAACAGAGUGUCACCCUCCUUACACAGGAAAGGGAAUUAAAUAAGAAACUUCGCCAUAUGAAUGGAUAAACUACAGUGUUGUGUAUUCUUAAUAAUUUCUAAUGGGAAAAAUAUUUUCAGCAUAAAUGUUUGACUCACUGUGCACAAACUCCCAAUGAGAAAUAAAUCAUAACAAAAAGACCUCA